Molecule: messenger RNA, 1069 nt
Organism: Batrachochytrium dendrobatidis JAM81
Lineage: Eukaryota; Fungi; Chytridiomycota; Chytridiomycetes; Rhizophydiales
Exons: 1
Coding region: 1-828 (275 amino acids)
Cellular component (GO): extracellular region
Source: RefSeq, a predicted model, not a curated record
AUGAUGGUAUCAUCGAUAUCCGUUUCCUCAUCCGUCCCCACAUCUGACGUUUCGCAAAACUCUAUACACAAACGAUCACAUGUAGGACACAUCUAUAAAAGAAGUCCUGGAAAAUGCAUACGACGAAGAAGGAGUCCUCAGCAGCAGCUUGUUCAAGGACCGCCUCAAGGACCACCACCUCAAGGUCCACCUCAAGGAUUUCCUCAAAGACCACCUCAAGGACCACCUCCAGGAUUUCCUCAAGGUCCACCGCCUCAAGGUCCACCACCUCAAGGACCACCUCAAGGAUUUCCUCAAGGACCACCUCAGGGACCACCGCCUCAGGGACCACCUCCAGGAAUUCCAGGUGGUAUUCCUAGAGGUGUUCCACGUAAAGGUGGUAAUACUGGACUGAGUGCUGUUGAUCAAGACUGUCUUGAUGCUCAUAAUGAAAAGCGUGCUUUGGUUGGUGUCCCUCCACUUGGAUGGUCACGCAACCAACAAGAGAGUGCUCAAAGAUGGUCCGACACGAUGUUCCGAACAAAAGUUUACGAGCAUUCACGCCCUGGUGAAAAUCUUAACAAGGCUUGGAACAUGGCAAUGACAUGUCGUUCAUCAAUCCAGGUAUUCUUUGAUGAAUACACGCUUUAUAGCGGCCAACCGAUUCCUAAAAAUGCAAAUAGUGAUGCUGCAUUUGAGGCAUACGGACACUAUACUCAGCUGGUGUGGCCAUCUACCACUGUCGUGGGAUGUGGCCUUGCUGGUACUUUUGAGGAAAGUUACCUCACUUGCCACUACGACCCUGCAGGCAAUGUCGAAGGUCAAGCCGCCCCCGUCUAUAAAGUGUAAACAGAUUGUAGUUAAAAUUAGUUGAUCCUUGUUUUAGUCUGCUCUCAUCGCUUUACCUUUUGGUGGGUAUCUGAGCCUAACGCUUGGGUACUUUGUCUUAUUUGCCUCCCUAUUAUACUUAAACAUGAUGCUGAAUUUAACAUGCCUCAGUGCUAGAUAAGAUCAUCAAGAUUACGUCUUUUACUUUUCUGUUAACCAGACUCUCAUUUUGUUUAUCGACUUAAUAAAUUCUUGGCUGUCU